UAUUAAUCUAUGGCACUAAUAUGCAUGGCCGGAACAAAAGGGCUAUUUAUUAAUUUUGUCGGUUUAUUUGACGUGUUUAUUUGUUGUAAUUUAAAAUGUCCCGGAGGAAAAUUGCUUUUCUGACUGAAUAACGCGGCGCGCUCGGAGAGAUGAGCGAUGAAAGGCGAUCUGACACCACAAUCGGCUAAUUUUCAAUGGUUAUAUAGAAGCAAUCGACCUACAUUUUCGUAAUUGGCUCUCAAGAAUGAAGUUGGGCGUCUUAACCACCGACCGAGAACAACUCCGUAGAAACUGUCUGCUUUUGUUUAGCAAACUAAUUCGCACGAAAAACGCCGAAAGUUUACAAGAAACUUUGCCGGAAAGGUCGGACGAUAGAAAACAGAAGUUAACGAAAUGUCUGACGACGCUCGAUUUAACAUCUCUAGGAGUAGGCAGCUGCGUUGGCACAGGGAUGUACUUAGUAGCGGGUAUGGUUGCAAAAAAAGUAGCGGGGCCAGGUGUAGUUAUCAGCUUUAUUAUUGCAGCAAUAGCUAGUAUUUUUUCAGGUGCAUGUUAUGCAGAAUUUGGUGUUCGAGUGCCUCAUACCACCGGCUCCGCCUACAUGUAUUCAUACGUAACGGUGGGGGAAAUGGUGGCCUUUGUGAUAGGCUGGAACAUGAUCUUGGAGUACUUGAUCGGUACCAGCGCGUGUGCCUGCGCCCUGAGCGCAUGUUUUAACGCUCUCGCCAACGGAGCGAUUAGCAAAGCCUUACAUACUAGAUUUGGAGAGUUUAUUGGUAGAGACCCGGAUUAUUUGGCCUUUAUCAUAACCAUUUUGAUGAUGUUAAUCCUGGCCGCGGGGGUGAAGAAGUCUCUAAUUUUCAACAAUAUCCUAAACAUAAUCAAUUUUAGCGUGUGGGUGUUUAUAAUGACCGCGGGACUGUUUUAUGUAAAUACCGAUAACUGGACCAAGCACGACGGGUUUAUGCCUAAAGGAUGGCCUGGGGUUUUUACCGGUGCGGCCACCUGUUUUUAUGCGUUCAUCGGAUUCGACAUAAUCGCCACCACCGGUGAGGAGGCGGCCACCCCUAAGAAAUCGAUUCCUUUGGCCAUCAUAACCAGUUUAGUGAUAAUACUUACCGCUUACGUCACUAGUUCCAUGAUGCUUACUUUAAUAGUUCCCUAUAGCGACGUGGACGAAGAAUCAGCGCUAGUAGAAAUGUUCGGCCAAGUAGGCGCCUACAAAUGUAAAUAUAUCGUAGCGGUAGGAGCUCUGGCCGGAUUGACAGUCUCUAUGUUCGGAUCGAUGUUCCCCAUGCCCAGGAUAAUUUACGCUAUGGCACAGGACGGACUGAUUUUUAGAACGUUCUCGCAAGUAUGGCCGAACACUGGAACCCCAGCUUUGGCGACUUUUUGUAGCGGAAUGGGAGCCGCUAUAGCCGCCUUGUUCAUAAAACUCGAAAUAUUGGUGGAAAUGAUGUCGAUUGGGACCCUGUUGGCUUAUACGCUAGUGUCCACAUGCGUUUUGGUCCUACGAUAUCAGCCCCACACCACCAAUUUGGUCGAAUUGCUUCCUCAAAGUCUUCGUACGCCGUUACAAGAGACCCCACAGAAAGAUGGGGUACAACAAACCACUAAUGGCAUCGCAGGGUUAUACGAUAGGAAAAAGGAGUCCGGCUCAAAGCAUAACUUGGACGGAAGUUUGAGUAUUCCACACGCGCCCACCCCUUCGCCAUCACCUUUGCCAACUCAAACUACGCAAAGGGUUAUGGUUAGACGAGUUACUCGUAGCUCGCCGGACAGCGACGACACUUUCGGGGGCGACGAGCCGGAUGACGAAGAUAAUUUUAUGCGGGACGAUCAGUUUUUGGUCUCCGAUAGGACGGAAAAUAAGUUUUAUGGUACUCUUCCUGGAGGAGGCAGUACGACUAGUACCGGAGGUGUCGUCGGAUCAACAGUUGGACCUAGCUUAGGAUAUAUUGGAAGAAGAAUACAGGCUGCAACGUAUUUAUGUCCAGCGAUUUUCCCAUGGAUCGACACCGGCCCUGCCACCGAAGAGUCCGGCAUGUUAGUGAUGAAAAUGGUGGGAAUCCUCUACCUCCUCGUCAUUAUAUUCGACCUGAUUGUCGUCAACGGAAUGGACAAUAUGAAUAGUGCCACGGUAUUUUUUCUAUGGUUGUUUUUCUUCGCUAUUCUCGCGGUGCUGUUGGCCAUAUCCAGAAAACCACAAAACAGAAGUAGCCUUUUGUUUAUGACCCCAGGCCUCCCGUUUGUGCCGGCGAUCGCCAUAACUGUAAACAUCUACUUGAUCCUGAAACUGUCCAAAUUGACCCUAGUAAGAUUCACUAUUUGGAUGACUUUGGGGUUUAUCAUGUACUUUUACUAUGGUAUUAAAAACAGCACGUUAGAAGAGAAACCGGACGUCGACGGUACCAUUGAGUUAACAGUUACCGAUCAAGAAAAACAUACUGUUACUGAUAUUUAUGCUUAUCAGCCAGAUAAAAGUCUCUUCCAAGAUCAAUCGACUUAUAACUGGAACCCGAAUAUGUCCUGGGACCAUACUCCAUCGUGGGCGGCGGUGCCCCAGCAGCCCCAACAGUCCAGUGCCUGGGGUCAAAGCCAGCCACAAAGACCUUCCGACACUGAUUCAAGAUCAGCAACCACCGGUGGCAUUAAACCCAGCGACCUCUUUGUCAGCGACCCGACUGCCUAUUCCGCAUGGGAUGACUAAACCAAUUAAAGUGAGAUUAUUUAAAAAAAUAAAUAAAUAUAGAUACACAUAUAAGUAAGAUUAUUUUAGAAAAUAACGUUAUUAUACAUAAAUUAAUUAUAACUUAUAAAGUCUUCAUAAUAUGUAUGAUAUUUGAUUAAGCAGAGAGAUAUUCUUUAAGCACAACAAUAUGAACCACGAAAAAGUUCAUUUUUAGAGUUUAAUACCAUAUCAAGAAAUUUUAAAGUGUUCACAGUAAAACAUCAGCUUAUUAACAAAUAUUAAUUCAACAACAUAACAAUUUUUUUCUAAUUUAUAAUGGCCCUUGGGCUCAUUUUGAAUCAAAAUAUAAAGGAAACUGAAUUAUUGAAUGCGUAUGUAUAAUACAAGUCUGGCAAACUGAAGUCUUGGGUGUGGAAAUCAAUGUACAAGUCACAAGUUAGUUGAAUUUAACUCCUUAACUUAGGGUUUUGCCUAUGAUUUCUCUGUUGCAUGUUAAUGCACGGCACCCAAGAACGAAAUGUCAAGUCUCAAAGUUUAUUGGCCAUAUUUACAAAAAGGUUGUGACCUUAAAAAAAGCUACUUAUUGUCAUCUUGUAUAACCCAUAUUGUGUGAUAAAUUAAAUAAUAAAGUGCUCUCUUUAACUUUGCAAUAUUUUUAUUAUUAUUGAAGUUUUCUUUUUUUAUGUAUAAGUGACAUAAUAUUAUUAAUUAUAUGAUAAUUGUAAAUUUUAAGAUAAUAAACUUAUCAUAAUAAUUACGGAUCUUUAACUAUAGUUAUUUAUUGUAAAAACUUGUUAAUUAUAUUAUAAUAUUAUAAUGUAAAGAAUUGUUACUUAAUUAUGGAAAGAAUAGUGCAUUUAAUAUAGUUCUGUCAACUCAU
Anthonomus grandis grandis is the source of this 3572-nucleotide messenger RNA. RefSeq names its product cationic amino acid transporter 2. Gene Ontology annotation, biological process: amino acid transport; transmembrane transport. The transcript has 16 exons. The coding region runs from base 245 to 2710 and encodes 821 amino acids. Gene Ontology annotation, molecular function: amino acid transmembrane transporter activity. Gene Ontology annotation, cellular component: plasma membrane. NCBI's taxonomy places the organism in Eukaryota, Metazoa, Arthropoda, Insecta, Coleoptera, Curculionidae. The record is from RefSeq and is a predicted model, not a curated record.